CACCCAUCGUGCCAACUUGGCAUAUCAUAGGAUUUCCUUCAUAUCCAGACGGUCACCGGUCUACAUUGAACAACGGAUAUCGACAGAUUAUUCUUAGACACCUUCUAUCAAGUUGGUUGCAUGGUAUCCAAGCCGAUUGGUUGAUUCUCCGAAGCAUUUCUACGUGAGAUGCGAACGGAGUGGGAGCCGCAGUGCGCGAUCAGGGACGUUAUUCGAAAUUCUCAACAGCCAGUUGCUGCACAGUGGUGCACACUUUUCGCACAUGUAUUCCAACCGGGAGCUGUAGGCAAUAUAUAGAGCAACCUAAAACACUAGAGUGGAGAACAUGGGUUCACAUUUCUCUUCCUCAUCGCGCCUCAUCGCGCCCAACGAGCUCCUGUACUCAUAAUUCAAAUAUGUUAACAGGGCGGAAACCAAAUUUCCGCAACUUCUAACAGGUGGCAGUAUUUAAAUUGCCGACUCGGUUGCCACCCCAACGAUCGGCCUUUCGAGAAUCAUGGCAUUUAGUGUGCUUCUCGUUUCGUUGCCGCCCUCCUUACGUCCAGUCCAGAGCAAUAAUUUUUCCCAUAUGCUUCAGUCAUUUUCGUUCAUCUCUACGUUUAAGUUUUUGUGGAGCAGCUAGCUGCGACGCGCUUCGCUUUAGUGCCUUCCAACUCUCCGGACGACGCCCUGGCCUUUCCCUUCGACACACUUUCCUUUUCAUCGGGCUAGUACUGCUCGCUCACGCUCAUUCAUCCAGGCAAUGACAAGCUCACUGUCGUCGAUUUUCCACCUUCAUUUCCUCCCCUCAAUGACACUACUCCAGCUCGCAGUAGCAAGUUCUGGGUCACCUUCUCCGCUUCUUGGUCCUCUUCCAUUAAUCCACCUCGCGUCACGCGCAAGCCCCAUCCUGAACAACCAUACAGGUCAACUCGAGGCAUUUAACCCAAUAACCCAGCAACUUAUCCCGCAAGGUCCUGCAACGGACGCUGGUGGGCAGGACUUCGAUGGGCCGGCGAUCCUCUGGAUCAUAUUCGCCUUUGUCAUUGGCUCUCCCAUGGCUUUCGCUGGUAUCCGUGGCUGGCGACUCACGACUGGCGUCGGGCUUGGGUUGGCUGCUACCGUCUGUUCAUGGGCAGCCCUCGUCAACACCAUGGGACCUACAGGCAUCAGUGACCUCUUCAUUCUAGUCACCGUUCUUGGUUUCUUCGUCUUUGGGUUUAUAUUCGGUCUACUGGAGAUCGGGCGCCGGAGCGGUUUUGUCAUGGUUGGCAUCACUGGAGGCUUAGCAUUCGGAAUCCGGAUUUUCAUUUUGAAGGCUGAUCUGCUGCUUCCCGUGAGCAAUGCCUAUGGAGCGAUUUGGGCCAUCAUUGCGCUUAUGGGCGCGAUAAAUGGUAUGCUGUUGGUGUUCAAGAAGACUGAGCGAGGUGGUCUGCUCUUCGCUUGUGCAUCAAUAGGCACAUUUUUAACUUUCCUUGGUGUUGACCUGGUCUUGAACCGACAGGUUGGGAUGAGUAGAGGGCUUCGCUUUCUUUUUGACCGUAACUCGUCGCAUAUUGUCGACAUCAUCUCGAACGGCUACAGCCCAUCAUUGUUGACACAGAUCCUCUUAGCGGUUUCUUUGGGCCUUACGCAAUUCGAUGUGCAGCGAUGUUGUUACAUGAUCCAACAUUGA
Laccaria bicolor S238N-H82 is the source of this 1654-nucleotide messenger RNA. RefSeq lists its product as uncharacterized. Bases 743 to 1654 code for a protein of 303 amino acids. The transcript is spliced from 8 exons. The record is from RefSeq and is a predicted model, not a curated record. Lineage: Eukaryota; Fungi; Basidiomycota; Agaricomycetes; Agaricales; Hydnangiaceae.